This is a messenger RNA of Talaromyces proteolyticus, 1983 nucleotides long. Its product is annotated as glucosidase II beta subunit-like protein-domain-containing protein. Gene Ontology annotation, biological process: N-glycan processing. Gene Ontology annotation, cellular component: glucosidase II complex. The transcript is spliced from 3 exons. The record is from RefSeq and is a predicted model, not a curated record. Lineage: Eukaryota; Fungi; Ascomycota; Eurotiomycetes; Eurotiales; Trichocomaceae. Bases 79 to 1782 code for a protein of 567 amino acids.
CCAUAACCAGCAACUCCCUUGGACGCUGGCGCUAAUCAUAAACACUGCAUUAUCACGUACAAGCUCAAUGCCGAUACUAUGAGGGGCCCGGGGAAUCUGCUCAUUCUCUUAGGCGUAUCGACAUGCUCGACCGUGCUGGCUGCCUCGAGCGAGGCUUCGUCCCGUCCAAGAGGCGUGGGACCUGAAUUUGCAAAGUUCUAUAAAGAUACCACCACCUUUAGCUGCAUCUCUCAUCCCGCCGUCAAGAUCCCCUUUUCGGCGGUAAACGACGAUUAUUGCGACUGCCCCGACGGCAGUGACGAGCCUGGAACGUCCGCCUGCUCUCAUCUCUCCCGUCUGUCGCCAUUGACACCUGGGAAUCACCCUGAUGCCGAGGGUAUUGACCUUACCCCGGCGUUGCCUGGUUUCCAUUGCAAGAAUAAGGGCCAUACAGCCGCGUAUAUUCCCUUUCAGCGGGUAAACGAUGGGAUCUGUGACUACGAUAUUUGCUGCGAUGGCAGCGAUGAAUGGGCUCGAGUCGGCGGUACCAAGUGCGAGGAUCGGUGCAAGGAGAUUGGGAAAUCGUGGCGCAAGGCUGAGGAGACAAGACAGAAGUCGUUGACUGCGGCACUGAGGAAGAAGAAGGAGCUUGUGGCAGAGUCUGGACGACUCACCAAGGAGAUCGAAGACCGUAUCAUCGACCUCGAAGUGGAGGUCAAAGCGCAAGAGACCAAAAUCCGGGCGAUGGAGGUUGAUCUUGAGAGACUGGAGAAGGAGGAGCGUGGAAAGGUGGUCAAGUCUACUAAGAAAGGCAAGGUUGCUAUGCUAGCUGGACUGGCAAAAACACGCGUGAAUGAGCUCCGUGAAGCUCUGAAUGAAGUUCGUAGCCAGAGAGACGAUAGUCGUUCACGGGUCAAGGAGCUUGAGGAGAUUCUUGCGACGUUCAAAGUUGAGUAUAACCCCAACUUCAACGAUGAAGGUGUCAAACGUGCUGUCCGUAGCUGGGAGGAUUACGCUGCCAAGGGAACUGCUGGCGAUUUCUCGUCUGAAGCUGCCAAGGAUCGUGAUUACGAUGAGAUAACUAAAGAAGAUAGCGAGGUAUCUGGUGUUGAUUGGGCGCAUUGGGAGAAUCAGGAUGAUGCUAGUGGGGGAGUUGAUAUCCUGUACAAAUUACUAGCUUAUCUCCCGCCGGCUGUUGUCGAGUUCCUUGAAGACAAGUUCUAUAGCAUCAAGAAGUUCCUUGUCGACAACAACAUCAUCCCUUCCUCCAAUAACGAUCCGUCAUCAGAGUCAAAGGCAUUGAAAGAAGCGCGUGACUCAUUGAAAGCUGAACAGUCGCUCCUGGACCGAACUGUGAAAUCGAUCAAAGACCACAAGGCUGAUCUAGAAAAGGACUACGGCGCGCAAGGUAUCUUCCGCACUCUCAAAGAUGUGUGCAUCCAGAAAGAUUCCGGAGAGUAUACCUAUGAACAUUGCUUCCUAAGCAAGACGAAGCAGAUUCCCAAGAAAGGUGGUGCAACUGUGACGAUGGGCAACUACCAAGGCAUUGUAAGCAUUACUAUGGACGAUGUCAACACCGCCGGGGAGAUCCAGCAAGUUGAAAAAGUGGCUCUUGAGUACAAGUCUGGUCAGCAAUGUUGGAAUGGACCGGCUCGGUCAACGAUGGUCAUUCUGGAAUGCGCCGAAGAAAACGAGAUUCUAAAGGUGAUGGAAGACGAGAAGUGUGUUUACUCAAUGAUCGUAACCACUCCUGCUGUCUGUGGGGAUGUGAAGGUGAAAGAGUCGCGCAAGGAUGAGCUGUAAUUAGAUGAGCGAGUACAGUCGAGCAUGUUUUCAACUCUGACCUUUCGGAGUUUAUAGAAUGAUCUCUAUAUAUCCUUGAUAAUCGGAUGCUAUUUUCGGGUUUGCCUUUCAGUUUGAAUAGUGGUAUAAAUACAGGUAUACAUCAGCUGAAUUCAUCGCUAUCUGAUUUAUGGUAGGACCGUCAAACAGACUCUCGCAACC